Molecule: messenger RNA, 664 nt
Organism: Camelina sativa (false flax)
Lineage: Eukaryota; Viridiplantae; Streptophyta; Magnoliopsida; Brassicales; Brassicaceae
Source: RefSeq, a predicted model, not a curated record
UUUCUGACACUGUUCCUUGUUAAGGUUGUACCAAGAUGGUAUGAACACUGGACUUCAAACUUAGUCUAUGACGGAGACAUGAUCGUACUUCAAGGGCAAGAGAAAGUAUUCCUCUCUAAAUCAAUGGAGUCAUCGGACUACGACGUGAACAAAGAGUACACAAAGCUCACAUUCACUCCAACUCAAGCAGACCGUUUCGUUCUAGCCUUUAGAAACUGGCUCAGACGGCAUGGCAAGAGUCAGCCUGAAUGGUUCGGCUCCACCACAGCUAACCAACCUCUCCCUUCCACUGUCUUAACCAAGCGUCAGAUGCUGGAUAGAUUUGACCAGCAUACACAAGUGUGUUCCUCAUGCAAAGGAGCUUACAACGUUUUCCAAACCCUCAAGAAGUUUCUUGUUGGAGCGACGGUUUUCUGGGCCGCCACUGCUGGUGUUCCUUCUGAUGUUCAGAUUCGGCUGAUUCUGGCUGGUUUAUCCCUGAUUUCAGCUGCUUCGGCGUAUGCUUUACAUGAACAAGAGAAGAACUUUGUGUUUAGAGAUUAUGUCCACUCUGAAAUCGAAUAAAUGUGUUGUAUAUUAGUAUAUUUGUACAAUCAUCAUACAAACAUUGUAAAUCAAAUACCAGAGAAAACUUCUACAAGUUUACAUCUACACUUUUAUCAUA